Messenger RNA from Apaloderma vittatum (bar-tailed trogon), 3212 nucleotides. RefSeq lists its product as uncharacterized. The record is from RefSeq and is a predicted model, not a curated record. NCBI's taxonomy places the organism in Eukaryota, Metazoa, Chordata, Aves, Trogoniformes, Trogonidae. Gene Ontology annotation, cellular component: external side of plasma membrane; membrane. The coding region runs from base 24 to 3212 and encodes 1062 amino acids. The transcript has 7 exons. Gene Ontology annotation, molecular function: cytokine receptor activity; protein binding. Gene Ontology annotation, biological process: cytokine-mediated signaling pathway; production of molecular mediator involved in inflammatory response.
CCUACUGAACCUGGCCAGUGUCAAUGAUGGCAAGACUCGCGAGUGCUGCACCACAUGCCUUGUGGAUCCUUUUCUUUUCAUACACAACGAAUGAAGUUAUGGCUGCAGGACGUGUACAGGAAUUUGCAUGCUUCACUGACUAUGACAAAGAGCUGAUUUGUCACUGGAAGGUGCCUGCACAAACAAAUUGCUCCAAAGAAUUCCUGCUCUACUAUGAGAACGAAUUUUUAUUUCUGCCGAAUGUAUGUGUCCCUGGGAACGUAAAAGACAGUUCGAGGUGCACUUGCACAAUAUAUCCGGAUUGUUUUGUAUCAGGCCUCACCUAUAUGCUAGCUCUGCAGUUCAAUGGGACUGAUACAUGGAAUUACAGUGUUACACCAUCUCUUGUUGUUAAGCCAAGGGCCCCCAAAAAUCUUGCCAUUGAGAAAACUGAAAAUGGUAAUUUCAAUCUGAGCUGGGAGGAGAGCUACUCUCCUUCCUCCAUGCUCUCUGGAAAGCCGGUCAUCUAUGAAGUGAAAUACUGGAGGAAGCAGCACCCUACAGAGGUUUCUAUAAAAGCAAUUAACUACGAGGCAAAAAGCUUUGAAAUUACUGCAAGCUCCUUGAGGAGAGGCUAUGAUUAUGUUGCAAGUGUAAGGUGUAACUAUACAGGCUACCCAGCCUACUGGAGUGAAUGGAGUGAAGAAGUUGAAUUUCACUGUGGUUACCAAAUAACAGCUGAAGGCAUCCUGCGUAUGGCUGUUCCCGUAUCCUGCAUACUGAUCAUGGCAGUGUCUGUAAUUUUUUACUUCUGUUUUACCAAGAGCUGCAAGAACUGUCUGGCUCAAAGUUUGUCAGGCCAAAACUUCAAGGUGCAAAACAUCAGGAAUGUUGAGAAAUCUUGCAGAUGCCACAGCAAGUCUGGAGAGUGGUUUCCAAAAGGCAGCAGUGCAGUUUUAACCCCUGAGAAAAUUCAGGUUGAGGAGUCUGUAGAAGUCUGUGAACGUUUAACAAACAUUGAGGCUGAGAGUCAGGAAGAGACUAGUGACCAGCUCACUGUGAUUGAGCCUUGUGAGAAUAGUGUCAGUGCUUUCAGAGAGCACACUGAACACAAUGAUGUACUAGCUAGCAUGUUUAUUGACAUCCUGACAGAUGAAAACAACAUGCAAGACAAUAAAGACCCACGCAUCAUCACAGGUGAGAAUCAAACUUUUCAGAAACUUCAGUCAGAAAAUCCAUCACAGCAAAAUCCAGAAGAAAGUGCAGCCCAAAGUCAGCAGCCAUGUGAUCUUUCUCAUACAGUCCCCCUCUUCACCAACGCCUCACAAGAUGACUACAACUGUAGUACAGGCAGCAAGAAGUCAGAACAAUCAGAAGAAUCUUUUGAAUCUGGCUAUCGGAGCUCUAGCAUAAAUUCUGCUCUGGAUGCAAGAGAUCUUCAACAUAUGGUUAAUCAAAGCCUUUUUGCAUGCAGUUCUGAAAGUCAACAGGACUCCUGUGUCCUGAUCCAGGAAUCUCCAAAUAAACUAUCCUUUGGGACAAAAAAAGACAGAGUAAGCAGCCCUGCAUACAGGAGUUUUGAUACCCUUGUGUCUUCAUCCAAGGGGCUGUGUAGUUCUGCAUAUAAGACUUUUGACACCCUUAUCUCUCCAUCAGUGGAGCCCUGUGGGUCUGCCUACAAGAGCUGUGACACCCUUAUGUCUUCAUCCGUGGAGCCCUGUGGGUCUGCCUACAAGAGCUGUGACACCCUUAUGUCUUCAUCCAUGGAGCCCCAUGGGUCAGCCUACAAGAGCUGUGACACCCUUAUGUCUUCGUCCGUGGAGCCCUGUGGGUCUGCCUACAAGAGCUGUGACACCCUUAUGUCUUCGUCCGUGGAGCCCCAUGGGUCAGCCUACAAGAGCUGUGACACCCUUAUGUCUUCGUCCGUGGAGCCCCAUGGGUCAGCCUACAAGAACUUCGAUAUUCUCGUGCCUGCAUUUAAGGAACCAAGUAGCUGUGUAUAUAAGAGCCUUGAUGUGCCUGCAUUUAAGGAACCAAGUAGCUGUGUGUAUAAGAGCCCUGACACCCUUAUGUCUCGGUCUGUGGCUAGCAGUAGCCUUACUCCGUGUUUGGAAGAUGUGUGCUCCUCACCACGUGUGACACGGUUUUCAGAGACACCAGAGCAUAACUGCAGAGAUCAAAUCUAUCGCCCGCCUCGCCACUACAGAUCUCCCUGCACUGAGCUUGAUUUUCAAAACACCUGUUCAGAACAUACGGAUUUUCCAUUGUUCUCCACACAUAUAAAUGGCAGUGCUUCAGCUUUCUUACCAGAGGAAGAAAUACAUAAGCAGGUAACCUAUCAAAAUGUUCAAAAGAAAACCAACAUAACUUCUGGUCCCAUUGGGCUUCAGCCGUCUGGCUAUCAAACUUCUGAUCGUGCAGUUAAAUGUAAUGGUACAUACUGUGACAACAACAGUGAGUUUAUCUCUGGGUCACUCUGUGAACCUUUCAUUAAUCUUUUGUACAAAAACCUGGGAGAAACACCUCUGGAUACUGUAAUCUGUGAACCUAGCCAGAGGACAGGUGACCCCCCAGGUUUGACUGUGGAGUGUUUUGACUGCAGCACUGUCCCAGGUUUAGCCUCUAGUGAGAAUGUCACACAGACCAGUGAUGGCAGCCUUUGGAUCGUCAGCUCUAAUGAGCUGUCUGGUGGUAGCAAAGAUGAAGAUACCAGCAGAAAUGAACAGAUGUUGCAUUUGCUAGAGCUGAACCAUCAGGAUUUUAACAGCAGAGAAAGAACUAUAAAGGAGACAAAACCUAACAGCUUUAACGAUACUGGUAAAGGAAUGCAAGAGAGCAGCAGCAACAGACUAAAUAUUGACUUUAACUGCAUGCACAACCACUUCAGGAAACUUGGAAAUGCAGGGGAAAACAAAGAGAUGAUAAAGCAUGUGGUUGGCAGGAGGUGUGGCUCAGCAGCUGGCUUACCAGAAGAAUCACUGGGCAGAACUGAGCUGAACUUUAAAACUGCAGAGCCUCUGGAGCUCCUCGUCUCAGACAAGUUGUCACCUUCUCUUUUUGUGGAUGACUCCUGUCCUUCUCAGACCAGUCACAGUACGGGCUCCAGGCUGGCACCUGCAGUUAAAAAAAGACCAGUAGAACUAUUGAGGGAAAACAACAGGAAGAAUGAGAAAAAAAUGAAACUUGUACAAGCCCUUGCACAGGAGGACAAUUGCUACAUGAAGGUAGCCUAG